AUGGAUCUCCUAGGCCCGUAUACUGCCGCUCCCGGAGGGAGGCGUUAUGUCAUUGUUGCUGUAGAUUACUUCACCAAGUGGGUGGAGGCAGAAGCACUCAAGAAUAUAAGAACCAGUGAUGGUCUAUGGGCUGAUGAGUUGGCAAACGUCUUAUGGUCAAUCCGCACCACGGCUAAGAACUCCACCGGCGAAACCCCCUUCUUACUAGCUUAUGGUGCCGAGGCCGUCCUACCCAUAGAGAUGUGUGAACCGACCUUGAGAGUCAUGCUAUACGACGAAAGUGCUAACUGGGAAAUGAUGAAAGUGGCCUUGGAUUUGUUGCCUGAGGUUAGAGGAAAUGCAGCCCUAAGACAAAAGUUGUACAAGAUAAGAAUGGCGAGGGAAUACAACAAGAAAGUCUCUAACAGAGUGCCCAAAGUGGGAGAUUUUGUCCUCCGAAAAAUGGAAUCCACAGGCCGAGCCAAUGAACAGGGUAAGUUGACGCCUACCUAG
Messenger RNA from Spinacia oleracea (spinach), 492 nucleotides. RefSeq lists its product as uncharacterized. The record is from RefSeq and is a predicted model, not a curated record. Bases 1 to 492 code for a protein of 163 amino acids. The transcript has 2 exons. Lineage: Eukaryota; Viridiplantae; Streptophyta; Magnoliopsida; Caryophyllales; Amaranthaceae. Gene Ontology annotation, molecular function: nucleic acid binding.